CUUAUAGAGCGUUCCGGCUGCUUUCCCCUCAUUCUUCCCCUCUACUCCUUCUCCUCACUUUUUCUCUCCUACAAAUCUCAGGGAAGACGUCGUGUCUGGCUUCUCCAUCAUGCGUUCCUCUACCCAGCCCUCCAGUCUCUGGCUUGCCCUGCUGGCCAUGCCUUUGGCAUUGCCAGUAUCAGCUGAGAGAAUCCUCGGAGCUUACAUAUUCGCUCGCCAUGGAGAUCGCACGGCCAAAGUGUUGAAGAACACGGAGCUGACCGAUCUGGGCUACAGCGAAGUGUACCAGACUGGCAGCUACUGGCGGAGCCGGUACAUCGACUCGAACUCGUCUCUCCAGAUCCAAGGGAUCAACGAGAACAUCGUCAAGUUGAGCCAGAUCAGUGCCUCGUCUCCAUCCGACGAUGUGCUUCAGAACUCGGCCACCGGCUUCCUCCAGGGUGUCUAUCCUCCGGUUGGCUCCUCGGCCAACCAAACCCUGGCUAAUGGCAGUACGGUCGAUUCGCCUCUCAAUGGGUACCAGCUGAUCCCUAUCUCCCUCACCGAGUCUGGUUCAAACAGUGAGGACACUGUCUGGCUGCAGAGCUCCACGGAUUGCGAAAACGCGAAGGUCAGUAGCAACAACUACUACAGCUCGGCACUUUACAACUCGUUGCACACCUCCACCAAGGGCUUCUAUCAGUCCCUGUCUUCUCUACUCGAGGAAGCCUUCUCCGACUCCCAGAUGAGCUUCAGGAACGCUUACACGAUCUUCGACUACCUUAAUGUUGGGUACAUCCACAACACCAGCAACGUCCCAACUGAGGAGCAGCUGCACCAGGCCUUCCUCCUGGCCAAUGUCGAACAAUACAACCUAGCCUACAACUCCUCAGAAACUAUCCGCGCCAUUGCAGGGGCCAUUCUAGCAGGAGAUGUGCUCACCGGCCUGAACAAGACUAUCGCCUCUAAGGGAAAAUCCAAGCUGAACAUCCAGUUCGGCUCCUACGGUACAUUCAUGUCGUACUUUGGCCUUGCUCAGUUGCCAGCUGCGGGCGUCAACUUCACUGGCCUCCCUGAUUACGCCUCCUCGAUGGCAUGGGAACUGGUUACCAACUCGACGGAUUCUUUUCCCUCGGCCUCCGACAUCAGCGUGCGCUUUGUCUUCCACAAUGGAACCCUGUCGUCCGGCUCGCCAACCGAGUAUCCUCUCUAUGGCAAGUCUAGCUCGACUAUUUCCUGGUCUGAAUUCUCGGAGCUCUCGAGCAAGAUUGCCGUAACCUCCACCAAGCAGUGGUGCAACGUGUGCGGCAACACCAAUGGCGAUUGUGCGGCCUACUCAACCAGCUCGAACCCCACCACCACUACUUCGUCUCAGUCGAAGAGCGACGGUGGCGUUUCUCGGCCCGUGGCCGGUGUCAUCGGUGCCAUGGUGACCUUGGCUGUGAUCCUUGGCCUCGAGGCACUGUUCCUCCUUGCGGGUGGCUUCCGCAUCACCAAGAAGCGCGCUCCUGUUGCUGCGGCCGCUUCUGCUGAUGCUGAGAAGUGAGCUCCAUACGAGGCGGAUGUGCCUGGUGCCAGGGCUAGAAUGGUAACGACGGAACGAUUUAUGGUAUGACAGUCAGACGGAUGUUUCUUCGUGCGGCGAUAAUAGCAGUUAUCAGUGAAAAUGACACUAUGCUUCCUACAGUCU
Messenger RNA from Aspergillus homomorphus CBS 101889, 1669 nucleotides. RefSeq names its product histidine acid phosphatase. Gene Ontology annotation, biological process: dephosphorylation. Lineage: Eukaryota; Fungi; Ascomycota; Eurotiomycetes; Eurotiales; Aspergillaceae. The record is from RefSeq and is a predicted model, not a curated record. The transcript has a single exon. Gene Ontology annotation, molecular function: phosphatase activity. The coding region runs from base 110 to 1525 and encodes 471 amino acids.